Macrosiphum euphorbiae (potato aphid) is the source of this 936-nucleotide messenger RNA. The record is from the annotation of a GenBank genome assembly. Lineage: Eukaryota; Metazoa; Arthropoda; Insecta; Hemiptera; Aphididae.
AUGUACACGCCAUCUUCACUUCAAAAUCGUUCUGCUCCGCAAGUAAAAUCUAAACACGUGUUGCCGAUAGAACGGGCAGUGAAGCAUAAUAAUAUAUUAUACGAGCGUGAUUCUCUCGCCCCGCCGUCCGGCCGCCCUGACCCACUCACCCCCGUCCCACGGCCCGCUCUCUCUGACCAUGGGUGCCCCACCCGCCUGUGGACAUUUACAGCUCCGCACAGCCCUCGUCGACCGAAACUCAAUUCGCGCAUGAAGAGCUUUUCGCUGGACUCGUCGGACACCGCGGAACAAGCGCAAAGGCGACGGAUGGGCAGCAGUGGCAACGGCAGUGGCGGCGGCGGCAGCGGCAGCAGCACCGGACUACAACAGCAGAUGGAAAGCUACUCGAAUCCUCCGUCCUCGUCCAGAUUGCAAUCUCCGUCUAGCCCGGUGCACAACCGGCGUCUACUGUCCACCAGGACCAUACGGAUGAGCUCCGUCGAGUUACCCGACGACAACGAUAAAUCACUGUCGUCGGCAAGUACGUCUCCGUGCCCGUCGCCGGUGAGAUAUUCACAAAAACCGCACAGGCUGUUACCGAAUAAUCUCUAUGUGGUGCUGUACAAUUUCAAAGCCCGCCGGGAAGACGAACUGGAUUUGAAGGCGGGAUACAAGGUCACAGUUAUCGACACGUCAGACCCGGCAUGGUGGAAGGGUAAAUGUUUCGGUCGCGUCGGUUACUUUCCGUACAACUACGUGACCAAAGUGCAGCCAGGCGAGAGGCCGUGGCAAGUCACAAUCAAUUUACAGGUGUUGGACGUUGACAAUAAUCCACUCACAUUGCUGAGAGACCAGAUCGUUAUCCAGAUCGGCGAAGGACCAGACGGUUCAGUAAUGAUCAGAAACGCGGAGAACAAACAGGGCAUGUGCCCGGUGAAGUUCCUGCAGGAGGUGUGA